Salpingoeca rosetta is the source of this 1484-nucleotide messenger RNA. Its product is annotated as AGC/AKT protein kinase. Gene Ontology annotation, molecular function: protein serine/threonine kinase activity; ATP binding. Bases 1 to 1404 code for a protein of 467 amino acids. The transcript is spliced from 13 exons. Gene Ontology annotation, biological process: protein phosphorylation. The record is from RefSeq and is a predicted model, not a curated record. NCBI's taxonomy places the organism in Eukaryota, Choanoflagellata, Craspedida, Salpingoecidae.
AUGGGCGACGACAGCAAGAUUGUGAAGCAGGGCUGGCUCCUGAAGCGCGGUGAAUACAUUCGCAACUGGCGCAGCCGCUGGUUCCAGCUCAAGGAGGAUGGCUCCUUCCGCGGAUUCAAGCAGGGCCCUCCUGCCCCUGGCGACGAGCCCAUCAACCGCUUCGACCUUGACGGUUCCACGCUCACGAAGACCGAGGACGGCAAGCCCCUCGGCGCAAAGGGCAAGAAGUUUGGCUUCCUCAUUCGGUUCAUGCAGCUGACGCGGUUUGUGGAGCGCUCGUUCCACGUUGAGUCUGAGGAAGAGCGUGACGAGUGGGUUGCUGCAUACGAGGUUGUCAAGAAGAAGCUUGAGGAGAAGAACCUGGCCCGCCGUCUCGACUCUGACGCCACCCACAAGAUUGCACGAUCAACCGAGUCUGUCACGCUGGAUGACUUUGAGAUGCUCAAGGUCCUCGGCAAGGGAACAUUCGGCAAGGUGAUGCUGGGCCGGGAGCGCAAGUCACGCGAGCUGUUUGCCAUCAAGAUCCUGAAGAAGGACGUCAUCUUGGAGAAGGAGGAGGUUGGCCACACCAUGACCGAGAACACCGUCCUCCAGAGCACAGACCACCCCUUCCUCACAAGCCUCAAGUAUUCCUUCCAGACAAACGAGCUGCUCUGCUUCGUUCUCGAAUACGUCAACGGCGGCGAGCUUUUCUUCCACCUCUCAAAGGAGAAACUCUUCACAGAGCCCCGCGCCAGGUUCUACGCUGCUGAGAUUACGCUGGCCAUCACGUACCUGCACGACCACGGCAUCAUCUACCGUGACCUCAAGCUCGAGAACUUGCUCCUCGACCGCCACGGACACAUCAAAAUCACAGACUUUGGCCUCUGCAAGGAAGACAUGUCGUACGGCGAGACGACGCGCACGUUCUGCGGCACGCCGGAGUACCUUGCGCCGGAGAUUCUCGAGGACAGCGACUACGGGCGGUCUGUGGACUGGUGGGGCGUCGGCGUCGUGCUCUAUGAGAUGCUCUGCGGCCACCUCCCCUUCUACAACCGCAACCACGAGAUUCUCUUUGAGCUCAUCCUCCAGGAGCCCGUCAGGUUGCCGGACCACCUGAGUGAGCCGGCAAAGGACAUGCUCGCCAAGCUCCUCGACAAGGACCCGCUCAAGCGCCUCGGCGGUGCUAACAAUGACGGCAAGGAUGUGAUGGGGCACCCCUUCUUUGCGCCAAUUGACUUCAACAAGCUCUACCACCGCGAGCUCCCGCCCCCGUUUGUCCCAGACAUCAAGGGCGAGGAGGAUGUGAGCAACUUUGACGAGAUGUUCACGACGGAGAAGCCUGAGAUCUCGCCAACGGACACGGGCGCGCUCGAGACAAGCGCCGACGCGUUCUCAAACUUCGACUCUGUUGUCAAGACCUGAGCCCGCCUCCUCCUUGCCGUUUCAUCCCUUCAUUCAUAACACGUCCCAUGUUUUGCAGACAAAAGAGAAGCACCAAGAAU